Messenger RNA from Gongylonema pulchrum, 879 nucleotides. The record is from the annotation of a GenBank genome assembly. Lineage: Eukaryota; Metazoa; Nematoda; Chromadorea; Rhabditida; Gongylonematidae.
CUCAAUCUUCUUUUGCAGAUGGCGGAUGUUGUGCAGAGCAACGAUGGCUUCAAAAGACCGGCAAUGCCUCUGUCUGUCAUGGGUGCUAAACGAGCUCGUGUUGAUGUUGUGCCAAGUGCGCGACCAUACGUGCAGCAGCCUUCACGUACGUCAAACUUGUUGGCACCAAUAAUGCUGCUCAGUGGUCAUAGCGGUGAAAUUUAUGCAGCAAAAUUCAGUCCCGAUGGAAAAUGCUUGGCAUCUGGUGGCUACGAUAUGUGUGUUUUUCUGUGGAAUGUCUAUGGAGAAUGCGAGAAUUUUUCGACUUUAAAAGGACACACUGGUGCUAUUAUGGAUGUUCAUUUCAGUAGUGCAUGUGUGAGGAAAUUUAAAAAUCACAAAGAUAUCGUGAACAGCUGUCAUCCAUCACGUCGUGGACCCCAGCUGGUUGCUAGCGGAUCAGACGAUUGCACUGUUCUUGUUCACGAUUUGCGAAAACGAGAUCCGGUUGCCACGUUGCAGAAUGCUUAUCAGAUUACGGCCGUAACAUUCAACGAUACUACAGAUCAGGUGAUCGGAGGAGGCAUCGACAACGAUCUUAAGCUCAUUUUUUUAGCGAAAAUUUGGGAUAUCAGGCCGUUUGCACCUGAACAGCGAUGUGUGAAAUCAUUUGGUGGACAUCAACAUAAUUUUGAAAAGAAUUUGCUGAAAUGUGCUUGGUCACCGAGUAGUCAUCGUAUCAGCUGUGGAUCGAGUGAUCGAUACGUUUAUGUAUGGGAUGUUUCGUCGCGACGAGUGCUUUACAAGUUGCCGGGCCAUCAGGGAUCCGUGAAUGCCACGGAUUUCCAUCCGAAAGAGCCGAUACGUAAGCUUUUUUCCAUUUGUUCGAGAAUUUAUUGA